Molecule: messenger RNA, 309 nt
Organism: Caenorhabditis elegans
Lineage: Eukaryota; Metazoa; Nematoda; Chromadorea; Rhabditida; Rhabditidae
Gene: dct-7
Product: DAF-16/FOXO Controlled, germline Tumor affecting
Exons: 2
Coding region: 22-231 (69 amino acids)
Source: RefSeq, marked reviewed
AGUUAUCUUGAAUUUUAAAUCAUGUUCGGCUUCCUUUGCAAUCUCAUUGUUCUCCUCGGCCUUAUUGCUAUGGCCACUGCACAAAUCGGACUCAACACUGGAUUGGGACUCGGACCAGCUGGAGGAAAUAUGUAUGGAAAUGGAUAUGGAAACCAAGGAGCCUACGGAAAUGCCGGUGUUGGAGUCAAUCCAGGUGUUGGAGGAGGACUUGUUGGAGGACUUUUGGGAUAACUUGUUUUCGGUUUUUUUUUUUGAAAUUUGAAAUGUAUUAAUUGUGAAUAUGCAAUACAAAUAUUUAUUAAACAUGAA